AUGUUUGUUCGGACGCGUUUCAGAAAAGCAUUUCACUUUCGAUCGUGCUUGGUUUCUACGAGCUUCCAUAUCUUUCCCUCCCGUAAGUUGUCAUUUUCGGCAUCACAGAAUGCCUUUCAAGUCCUUGGACUUCCACCCGGUAGUCCAUACGAGAAAGUCAAGCGAGCUUUUGUCAAACUAGCCCUAGAGAAACAUCCAGAUCAGGAAGGAGGGUCAGCCGAGGCAUUUAUCGCUAUUCGAGGAGCGUACGAGGCGAUACGGAAAGAGAUCAGUGAAGAUGAUUCGAGCGAGAAUCACGCGGACGACCCUUCUGCCUACUGGAGUCCAGCGGAGCUACAAGAAUGGUUUCAGCGAGAAACGGGCGCUUUCCUCUCCUUUGAAAUGUGCGAUAAGACCCGCAAAGAAGUGAUAAAUGUUUAUAAGACCAUGUCACACGGCGGGAAGGACAAGGGCGGCUAUUGGGAUAUGGCGCGAACGCUGGCGGAACAAGAAGAACGACGCAUGGCCAGUGGUACCCGCGAAAGAACUGGUGGGUUGCCCAGCCAGCUGAUUGGGCCACAAUCAUCGACAUUUAAUCGACGGAGGCGAAAGCGGUGA
Molecule: messenger RNA, 597 nt
Organism: Phaeodactylum tricornutum CCAP 1055/1
Lineage: Eukaryota; Bacillariophyta; Bacillariophyceae; Surirellales; Neidiaceae
Exons: 1
Coding region: 1-597 (198 amino acids)
Source: RefSeq, a predicted model, not a curated record